GGGUGCCACUACAUCCACCCAUCCAGCGACGCAGUACAGUACGAGCUAGAGCCUAGAGCCACUAUCUCCCCUAUCCACUAUUUCGUGAAUACGCCGUUCCCCAAGGUCAAUCUUGGUUCGAAAUGCACUUUGUCAAGAAAUGCAUUCGUGUGUUGCAGUGUAGCAUUCAGACAGCAGCGGUUGCUUAUUGCAUUGUCGAAUUUGGUGCAGACUUUGUUAUCUGUUCAGGAGCUUCCAUGGAACCGACCAUCAAGACGAGAGACAUCGUCCUCACUGAACAUGUUUCCAUUGCUCUGAGGAACAUCCAGAGCAGGGGAGACAUCGUGGUAGCAAAGAGUCCCAGCAAUCCCUUACAAUUUGUCUGCAAGCGCAUCAAGGCUGUUCCAGGGGACAUCCAGACAUCGGGACAAGUGGUUCCCAUUGGCCAUGUCUGGCUCCAAGGGGACAAUGAAGGAAAUUCCACAGACUCAAGGACAUACGGUCCUGUACCAAUGGGCCUUCUUCGUGGCAGGGCUAUGUGUAGGGUGUGGCCUCCAGAGAGAAUAGCAGUCUUUACAAGAUGAAGGCUUUUUAUUGUUUACUGUGGAGCCCCCCGGCCUCGUCCAAAGCCACCCCUCUGCAAAAGAAAAAUAAAUACUUUUCACCAACAGG
Ornithodoros turicata is the source of this 651-nucleotide messenger RNA. Its product is annotated as mitochondrial inner membrane protease subunit 1-like. Bases 123 to 563 code for a protein of 146 amino acids. NCBI's taxonomy places the organism in Eukaryota, Metazoa, Arthropoda, Arachnida, Ixodida, Argasidae. Gene Ontology annotation, cellular component: mitochondrial inner membrane peptidase complex; membrane. Gene Ontology annotation, molecular function: serine-type endopeptidase activity. The transcript is spliced from 4 exons. The record is from RefSeq and is a predicted model, not a curated record.